AUGUCUAUACUAUACUAUCUAACCCAACACGCUUCAGGAUUUAUCACCGACAUAAGUCUUUUGGAAAUAAUGGUAAAUUGUAUUGAAAGAGCACGCGUCUGUAGAGCUGGUGCGGCUAUACAGAGCUGUAUUGCAGUUAACGCUGCGGGCAUCACAAAAGAAGUGGUAACUAUUUUUCCUGUAAAAACGAAUCGGGGCACAGAGGCCGUUUAUAGAGGUCGCCGGAGUAUUGAAAAUGAUUAUGUUAUUGGAAAUGAUUUUAGAGAGACUAAAUCCACUGGUAGUGAGGCCGUGGUGGAUUUCUUUAAGGGUAAAUGGGUACCAACCUCUAGAAACGGGAAAAAUAAGUGUGAGUUGACUGAUCCACCAAUAGUUUUGAGUAAUAAAGAAGGUAGGAGAGAUACAAGGUAUCUUAUUGAAAAUUCUGAAACUCACCAGAUUGAUAAUAGACCAAAACAGUUUUCGAACUACACUGAGAUAGAAAAUAGUAAUCAAUUUCACCAGUUUGCUACGGGAGGAAAUGAUCAAUUCUCCAAGUGUGGUCGCAUAUCUAAACGGCCACAUGUAGUUAAAUUGCGUGAAAACUUGGAAAUACCUGUUUUUCACGGUUGCGAUUUUAAUGUACCUGUACACACCCGGGUCCCUGCAGGCAUUAAAGUCUGUGAACGAUUAAAUCAUACAGAUGUCGGUAUUCUUACCGCGUGUAGUGUAAUAGAAAUUCCUGAAAAUUCAACAAGAGAAAAUAGAAAUAUAGUAGUUCGAAUUCUGAAUACUUCUCCAAUGCCACAGACCAUUUAUAAAAGCACUCCCAUUUUGAAUUUGGUGGAUGUGACUAGGUUGAAAGAAAGUUCCACCGCUGAUGCUCUCUGUGGAGCGGAUGGAACGGGUAAUGUUAGUGAAGAGUUUAGUGAUAGUAAAAUUCAUACAAGUUGUUAUGAAGGCCUUAUUGUGGAGAAUAUGGUUUCUCAUUUGAAAGGAGGGGAUAAGAGGAAGAUGUUGCAAUUUUUACAGAGUUAUUCUGAUAUUUUUGCAAAGGAUGAUACGUCAUGA
This is a messenger RNA of Ceutorhynchus assimilis (cabbage seed weevil), 1050 nucleotides long. Lineage: Eukaryota; Metazoa; Arthropoda; Insecta; Coleoptera; Curculionidae. The record is from the annotation of a GenBank genome assembly.